Messenger RNA from Mycena indigotica, 789 nucleotides. RefSeq lists its product as uncharacterized. NCBI's taxonomy places the organism in Eukaryota, Fungi, Basidiomycota, Agaricomycetes, Agaricales, Mycenaceae. The record is from RefSeq and is a predicted model, not a curated record. Bases 1 to 789 code for a protein of 262 amino acids. The transcript is spliced from 3 exons.
AUGGCCUACUCUGCCCCCGGCCCAGCCUAUUGCCUUCCUUCAUCUCCUGAUGUCUAUGAGGCGUCCAUUGAAUUCCUACCAAGCAUGAGAGCCGUCGACUACUUCCUUCCCAAGUACUAUCUCGAAAGCAUCAUAUUCAAAGUCGAAGAUCGUCUGUUCAAAGUCCCGCGAUACCACUUCGAACACAAUUCGGACAUCUUCUCGACGACACUGUCGCUGCCCUCUGUUAACGACAACGAUGCUGAGGGAAACAGUGAUUCCAACCCAUUUGUGCUCGAGGGCAUCGAGUCUCUCGACUUUCAGCGUCUAUUGAAAGUCCUCUACCCGCUCGACAUCCCUCAACUACUUGCUUAUCCGAAAGACGACUGGAUCUCAGUGCUCAAGUUGUCAACGAUGUGGUUCUUCAUUGCUGCACGUGAUCUCGCGAUCACCCGACUCGACACCCACAACCUCUCGCCAGUCGAGCGAAUCGUUUUGGCGCGGCAAUACGACGUCUCCAAGUGGCUGCGCUCAGCGUACACCGAACUCUGCACGCGCGAGGAAGGCAUCACUCUUGCUGAUGCCGAGACGAUCGGGUAUCGCACGACCGUCCAAAUGUACCAAGUACGCGAGGCGGCCAUCAAACGGCACGAGUCUGGACAUGGCCGGUAUUACCAUAACGGGACGCACUCCAACCACAAUCAGAAUACGGGGAGCCGUUUCUCGAGUGCAGAUGUCGAGGGCACAUUUGGCACAGAGUUCAGGCAGGCGGAUGCUGCGAGUGCAGUCUAUACCAAGACUCGUCGGUAA